AUGUCUUCAUACGAGAUCAAUUCAUCUUCUCACCCAAUAACCAUCUCUUCUCCCAACAAGGAGCUGCCCUCUCAGCAGACGAACCCGUUCGUGAGAGAUCUGGGACAUUCUUUCCCGCCACCAACAUCACAUUCAUCCCCCAAACCGCUCCGUGACCUCCCCCAGGAGUACCGAUCUGGCACCUCACAGCCCUCCAAUUCCAAGCCCUGCAUUCCCAUCGGCGACUGGUGGGAAGCUUAUUCUGAUGACAACGAUAUGUACUCCAACUCGUCGUUUUCCGAUGACGAAGAUGAUGAUUUCUUUAAUGUGGCCCCAUUGCCAUCCUCGUGGGCAGACCUGUUCGAAAUAUGUCUCAAUGGGCCACAGCCCCCCAAAAAGAGGUAUCGUUCUGGUUGGUGGGAGGAAAUUGGCUCACAAAGAAGCUUGUUUCCGGCCAGUUAUACUGUUUUUGAAAGUUCAGACCGCCUCCCCCCCCUUCUGGAGGAGGAAGAGCCUAGAGAUGAUAUUACUACAUCUUUAGGGAGCCGUUAG
Messenger RNA from Morchella sextelata, 531 nucleotides. RefSeq lists its product as uncharacterized. Lineage: Eukaryota; Fungi; Ascomycota; Pezizomycetes; Pezizales; Morchellaceae. The transcript has 2 exons. The coding region runs from base 1 to 531 and encodes 176 amino acids. The record is from RefSeq and is a predicted model, not a curated record.